GGCUGAUAAGGUGUGAGCUGUCAUGGGGGUGUCGUGUGCACCUUUCCACUCACGUUGCAGGGGCAGCCCUGUGAGGGGGUGCCCUUCCAACUCCCACCCCUACCACCACCACUAACACGGUCCCAGCAAGAACAGGCCAUCCAAACACACACACACACACUUACACACAUCUAAUAGCUGACUGGCAGGGAGGGUGCUGCAGGAGCAACAAGUUCUGUUUAUGUGUGUGUGUGUGUGUCCAUGUUAUUAGGUGUCUGCAGUUCUAAUAAAGGAAAGAGCUGUGUCCUCUGCCUCAUCAGAUCGCUUUGCUCUGCUUUGUCUGUCUCGUUUCUAUCUGUCCGUCCUGCAGUGGAGUUGGAAGACUUGCAGCCUCUGGAUCAUCUGGUUCAGGAAAGGAUCUCAUCGAUGCUUCAGUGAUCUGCUCUUUCUUACCGGAGUGUUUGAGACCAAGCCUAUAGGAGACCUGAGAAACAAGUGUUUUUUCAUGUGUCUUUGACCUGUCUUCUAGCGUGAAUACAUAUUAGACAGAGUGUAUGGUGUUGCCAAUGCCACUGGAAAUGCUGGGGUGUCCAGGGAGGUUAUUUUUGGAUUAGUGACAGCGCGUCAAUGGCUGCAGAUGCAUCGCAAAGGAAGGCUCUGAGAUACCAGCAGACCCUGCUGUACGGCGAGUACAGGGAGCAGCUGGGGAACUUUGCCCGCCGGGAGGCCGCCCGUUUGCUGACAGAGAGACAAUGGAGACGACAAGCAGAGGAGAACACCGGAGGCCGCAGAGGCCUCGGCCGGCGACAUCAUCAUCACCAUCAUCACCAUCAGAACYCUGCGGUCCUGGAGUCAAGCUCCUCCACCAACAAGCCCCGUCCUUACUCCAAAUGUCAAGAUUGUUUGGCUCGAGUGAGGCGCUACAUCGUGACAAAGAUGGGAGAGGACUGGAUUUUUCUGGUUCUGCUGGGGCUGACUAUGGCUCUGGUCAGCUGGAGUAUGGACUACGCCAGUGCCAAGAGUUUACAAGCCUACAAGUGGAUUCAUGGAGAGCUUAGAGGCAACGUGCCCCUCCAAUACCUCGCCUGGGUUACAUAUCCCAUAAUCCUGGUUGUUUUCGCGUCACUCUUCUGUCACCUGGUUUCUCCACAAGCUAUUGGUUCUGGUAUUCCAGAGCUGAAAACCAUCCUGAGAGGCGUAGUCCUAAAGGAGUACUUGACCCUCAAAGCUUUCGUAGCUAAAGUCAUUGGUCUGACUGCUGCCCUUGGCAGUGGGAUGCCAGUGGGCAAAGAGGGCCCAUUUGUCCACAUUGCCAGUAUAUGUGCUGCAGUACUGAGUCGAUUCAUGUCCAUCUUCUCUGGAGUCUACGAGAACCCUUAUGGGUACACAGACAUACUGACUGUCGGCUGUGCCGUGGGGGUGGGAUGCUGUUUCGGCACUCCACUAGGAGGAGUGCUGUUCAGUAUCGAGGUCACGUCUACCUACUUUGCUGUGAGGAAUUACUGGCGGGGAUACUUUGCUGCCACAUUCAGCGCCUUCAUAUUCAGGGUGCUCUCUGUUUGGAACAAGGAUGCUGUCACAAUCACAGCUUUAUUCAAAACAAACUUUCGGAUGGAUUUCCCCUUCGACCUGCAGGAGCUCCCUGCGUUUGCAAUAAUAGGGAUCUCAUGUGGCUUCUUGGGAGCGUUCUUUGUUUACCUGAACAGACAGGUGGUUCUUUUUAUGAGGAGACCGACGGUUCUCACUCGCUUUCUAACCAAACAUCGCUUGAUCUAUCCAGGUGCAGUGACUCUGAUCAUCGCCACCUUCACGUUCCCCCCUGGGUUUGGGCAGUUUAUGGCUGGAGAGCUGAUGCCCAGAGAGUGCAUCAAUUCCCUGUUCGACAAUUUCACCUGGACUAAAAUCUCAGUGCCCGCAGCUCCCCCUGGCCUUGGCCGCUCCUCUGCUUGGCUUCACCCUAAUGUCAGCGUCUUCGUCAUCCUCCUCCUCUUCUUCAUCAUGAAGUUCUGGAUGUCAGCAGUUUCCACCACGAUGCCGAUCCCCUCCGGCGCUUUCAUGCCCGUCUUCAUUCUGGGAGCUGCUUUCGGUCGACUCGUCGGGGAGAUCAUGGCCACUCUGUUCCCGAACGGAAUUCUGUUUGAUGGGAUAGUUUACCGCAUCCUGCCGGGAGGUUACGCCGUCAUCGGUGCAGCGGCGAUGACGGGUGCGGUCACGCACACGGUUUCCACAGCUGUAAUCUGCUUCGAGUUGACGGGUCAAAUAUCCCACAUCCUGCCCAUGAUGGUGGCRGUCAUCCUGGCCAACAUGGUGGCUCAGGGUCUGCAGCCUUCUCUCUAUGACUCCAUCAUCCAGGUGAAGAAACUGCCCUACCUGCCUGAGCUGGCUCUCGGACACAUCAGCAAGUACAACAUCUUUGUGGAGGACAUCAUGGUGCGCAAAGUGAAAUUCUUGUCCUCCCAAUCCACCUUCCGGGAAAUAAACCACCUGUUAGAGAACACGACCCUGAAAACCAUCCCGCUCGUCGACACCAAAGAAUCCAUGAUUCUUCUGGGCUCAAUAGAGAGGACGGAGCUUCAGGCCGUCUYAGACUGGUGGCUCUCUGCAGAAAGGCGAGUCUUUGAAAGAGAUCAGAGUUCACCGGACCAAGGCUCCAAAAUCAGCUGGGAGUCCUUCACUUUCGUAGAUGAGGAUGAAGAUGAUAAUCCUGAUAAGCAGGAGGAAUGCAACGGACCCAUCUCAGCCCCCAGCCCUCAGGAGCCCUCCACCAACCACACAGGGUCAAGUAACACAGCUCCUCCUUCGCACGUCACCUCAGGUUCGCCCGUCAGAUGUCAGUCUGUCUCCUCUGACAUGUGUUGCCGCGUCGUGUUCUCAGACAAACGCAAGCAGCCGUCUGUCAGGCGGACUCUUCAGCGACUCUUUUCCUCCUCGUCUUCGACAGGCCCGACAGAAACUCAGGAAGCAUUGCCUCCGCCGCUAGCUGACACCAUGUCCCCCGAGGAGAUCAAAGCCUGGGAGGAGGUAGAGCUGGACAAGCCGGUGGAUUUGGAGCAGAUCCACAUCGACCCAUCUCCGUUUCAGCUGGUGGAGAGAACAUCUCUGCAUAAGACCCACACUCUGUUCUCCCUGCUGGGUCUCAGCCACGCCUACGUCACCAGCAUCGGGAAGCUGGUGGGAGUCGUGGCGCUGAAAGAGCUCCAGAAGGCGAUCGAGGGCUCGACUCGCAGCGGGGUGAGGCUCCGUCCACCUCUGGCCAGCUUCAGAGACGCCAGCAGGAAAACCAAGAAGCACCCGCCCCCCUCGUCCGCCGCCUCCUCACCCACGCGGGACAGAGACCUGUGGGGAGAGGGGAGCAGAAGGGAAAGCGAGCUGCUGAGGAGGGAGUCCARGGAUGAUUCCUGGGGAAAGACUCCGUCUUUUAGAGGAGCUCCUGGGUUUGAGACGGCUCCCUCCUCUCCCGGCAGCUCUGCCAAUGCCAGAGGAGAAGAGGGGGACCCUCAGGAGGCGGCGUCCCCCUCCACCUCCUCCCCUACCUCGUCUUCACCCCCUGCCUCCCCUGUGACACACACCAGCCCUGUCCUGACGCUGUCCUCCCUGCAGGAGGAGCGGGAGAGCGAGGAGUCCGAUGAGCCUUUAUAAGAGGGACCGGGGUUCUGGUUUUGAUUUGACUCCUUUUGCCCGGAGACAGAGCCGCAGUCUGGGAGGAGGAGUCGGGCCUCCUGCAGCCCCCUCACAGACUCUCAGCCGGCAGGAUCAGCUGCUUAACACAAAGCUCUUAAAACCUUUAGUCCAGGAUAGUUUUUUUUUCUAUUUUCUCAAGAGUCUCACCUUUGUUUUGUUUUUUUAAAUCUCAGGUGCCUUUCUGUCUCUCCUGAACUGCAGACAGCUUCAUCCAGUCCUGAUGUUCUGUCUCCACACGCGCCUGAGCUGAAUGAUCAAUAUAAGAAUCAAAAUCAGUCACUUUCAUUGAUUACAAGUGAGCUUCUGACAGCAAUGACCUGUACAUCAUGAAAUGAUACUGACUCAUUUGGCCUAAAGGUCACACAUUUUAAGCAUUUCAAGUUUACUGAUUGAAGCGACUUUAAAAUAAGAAUUUAAAUGAAUCAAAUAUCACUUGUAUAAAUAAUAUUUAAAUCAUCAAUACUUGUUUGUAAUUUUUAAAAAAUCAAUAAAUUUCUAUCUUGUCUAUUAACUUA
Messenger RNA from Austrofundulus limnaeus, 4175 nucleotides. RefSeq names its product chloride channel, voltage-sensitive 1b (gene clcn1b). Gene Ontology annotation, cellular component: plasma membrane. Gene Ontology annotation, molecular function: voltage-gated chloride channel activity. Lineage: Eukaryota; Metazoa; Chordata; Actinopteri; Cyprinodontiformes; Rivulidae. Gene Ontology annotation, biological process: chloride transport; transmembrane transport. The record is from RefSeq and is a predicted model, not a curated record. The transcript is spliced from 22 exons. Bases 607 to 3618 code for a protein of 1003 amino acids.